UUGAAGAAGACCGUCUCCUGGACCUCGCUAGCUAGUUGAGCCUGGACGGUAAAAGGCGAAGAGAAACGUCGUUUUUUUUUGUUUUUACAGUCUUUAAAUAAGCGUUAAACGCAGAAUGGCGCUUCGGCCGCCCUCAGACGAUCUGUUCGACUCCAUUCUGAUGGCGGAUGACAGGUUUCAUGUUGAAGGCUACCGUGAAGGUUUUGAGGAGGGAACACGGCAAGGAACGAUUGAGGGCAGAAACCACGGGAGACUACAUGGGGCCAAACUCUCUGCUGAGGUCCACAACAGUACAACAUUACAGCCUCACAUGGUCACAUGGAAAUGUCUUCUCCAAAACAGCGAGGACGUGAAAGCAAGGAAAAGGUUGAAAGCUGUUGAGUCUUUGGCUGGACUGAUCCAGAUGUUUCCCUAUGAAGAUCCACAGUAUGAGAACCUCCAGGAAGACAUGGAAAGAGUGAGGGCCAAGUUUAGACAGGUCUGUUCCUUACUGAACGUGGCUGCGGACUUCCGUGAGUACGUCAGUGGAUCGGCAGGAAUGUCCUUCUGAAAGACUGAAAGACACCUUAAAUGUGCCAUGGAGGCUCAGAGUUCCCAGAGGUGUUUUCUAAUGUUAUUGAGAACACUGAAAUGGGAAUACGCCAGGAACAGUGCUGUCCUGCUUGCGUGAAGAGUUGAGGCUUUAUGAGGUGAACACUGGGUUCCUUUUCUUAAACCUCGGGCCUUUGGGUUUGAUGUGUAGAAGGGAAAAGCGAAGAAAGUAGUCCAAAAAUGAGAUGGCAGGUUUUUGAGAGUGCUGUGAAAGGAGCCUACUGCUUGAUGGCGAGUGUGUGAUUACUUUUACUUGAAAUGACAGAAAUGCUGUAUGCUGAAUGCUGUAAUUUUAGUCGAUAUACACCGGUCAGGCAUACCUUUAUGACCAUCUCCUUGUUUCUACACUCAA
Molecule: messenger RNA, 943 nt
Organism: Colossoma macropomum (tambaqui)
Lineage: Eukaryota; Metazoa; Chordata; Actinopteri; Characiformes; Serrasalmidae
Gene: lto1
Product: LTO1 maturation factor of ABCE1
Exons: 5
Coding region: 116-550 (144 amino acids)
Source: RefSeq, a predicted model, not a curated record